AUGCCGUUUCACAAUGGGAAACCGCGGCUCUCACCGCUACCGUCGUACACAAACGCGGUCGAGGAGAAGCAACACUUGACCCAACGGGGCUCGGCAUGGACAACAGCAUUUUACGUCCCAUUUCCUUUGCGACCGGGCAAGCGUCUGAAAAUUGUCCUGCCCAUACCCCAAAGCAUAUCCGCCGUGACAUCGUCCCAGAUGAGCAGGAGAAAGGCAGUCCUCUGUAUUGCUCUGCUGUUCUUGACUUGGGUCGGCUUUGGCUUUACCGCAUGGUUCAAGCGACCUGGAGAGACAUGGAGACCUCCGCUCCCAGGUCCCCCCUCCACCCUCGUUUUCAGGCGGGCUGAUUUACAAAAGAUAUGGGAGUGGGAGAUCGCUAGCGGUCAUUAUCCUAGCGCCGGAGAAAUACCUGCCAAGGUUGGCAUCACCGUACCUCCCCCGAACCCCGGACUCCCAUCCGCAGGCGAGCCCAUCGUUGGGAGACCCAAGUCGUUGAGCAUGAAGUCCGCUCCGAUAGGCUCAGGGCCUGGUCGCCAUUAUCUAUCCCCAAAAUCCGAACCACCCAAUAUGCAUUUCCCACCCAGGCCGCCCCCUGGAGGUAUGGUUGAUCUGGAUGUCAUUAUGGAACACUGCAACUUUGCUACCAACAAGUACGUGAGGGAUUGCCUGGAGUUUAUGCGUAUCGGAACUGGGAUCGACGCCGACAAACGGUUCAGACGAGACAACCUAGAAAGGUACAACUUCAUCUACAACGAGAUCAAGGACAAAAACGCGUCAUCCCCUCCCAAAAACGCGCCCAAUGUGCCCCCCGCGGGAGUGCAUAACAAGUAUCCAGACGAUCCAGACGAGGGCCUUUCCUUCAAUAGCAAACACACUGAACAUGCGCUCCAACUUCCACCCCCUCGGGUCCCCACAGCCUCCAACGACGCGUGCAACCCUGACCACCCGCGUAUCUUUCACAUGUACUGGACCGGCGCAUUCACCGACAAGCCUUACAUGGCCCUCAUGUCUUACUUGUUUACUCAGAAUCUUGGUUUGAGCGAGGAACUUGGCAAGGCUCCGCCCCCGGGCUUGUGUCGCCCCGAAUUUUGGCUGUGGAUUAGCCCCGGACCGGCUGCGGCACCACUGAGCAAGACGGCGCUCAAAGACAUGUUUGAGGGUUUGAAGAACAGUCCCUGGGCUAGCCCAUUUCUACACCCGCGGUUCAAAGAUGUCAUCAAGUUCAAACUUUGGAAUACGACCGAGCAAUUAGAUGGCAUUCCCGAGAUCAAGGAUGAAUGGCGAGGUCUGGAGUCCCUCUUUAACUCGGGCGGAGUCGUCUAUAAGCCCAAGAAGCCUGCGGCGAACAGCAAUAGCAAUAACAGUACCACCACCGCCGCCAAGAUUAAAAAGGAUGGGAACGAUGUCAUGAACCGUGUCGGCUCGGGUUCUGCCCAGGAGUAUGACCGGAUGUCCACCAUAGUGUCAGACAUGGCUCGCUUCGUCUUAUGCCACCGCUUUGGAGGCAUAUACCUCGAUGCAGACACUCUCCUUCUUCGUGACUGGGAGGAGUUGUGGGGAUACAAGGGCGCAUUCGCUUACCGAUGGUCUCGACUGGAGGAGUACAACACCGCCGUCCUUCGUUUGAACCGCGGGAGUGCGCUGGGUACAUUCCUGUUCCGAACCGCACUGCACAAAGGCCUCGAUUUCCACCCCAUGACAAUCUGGCAGUACGUCAAAGACGCGGGACUGAAUGGAUUGCUGUUCCGCCUCCCGGACGCGUUGUUCGAUAGCGCAUGGUUGAAUACUGAAGACUACCAACGAGACCGACCUGCCUUCCCCUUCUUCACCGAGUUCGGCCAAUUCUUUGAAUCUCCGAAACAAGACAGUGCAGGGCCCAACAUGCUAGGAUUUGAGGGAUUCUUUAGGGGAGCAUAUUCAUACCACUACCACAACUCCUGGUGGGUGCCAUUUGACAGAACCCGCAACUACCCGGACCUCGGAUCCCGUUUCGCGGCCGGCGAGAAACUUGCAAAAGAAGAGCUCUUGCGCAAGGCCCGGGAAGCAUUGGCGCAAAAAGAUGGUGACCACAAAGCCGUGCAUGCUCCUCAUCUCGAGCGCUGGUCCCAAGACGAGGAUCAACCCGACUUGUCGUGGGCGACCGUAAUGAAGCGAACGUUUGAAGCGUUUAUUCGGGGCGAGAGGUCAAACGUGUAUGGAGAGUACAUCAAGUGGUGA
Rhizoctonia solani is the source of this 2217-nucleotide messenger RNA. RefSeq names its product Glycosyltransferase sugar-binding region containing DXD motif. NCBI's taxonomy places the organism in Eukaryota, Fungi, Basidiomycota, Agaricomycetes, Cantharellales, Ceratobasidiaceae. Gene Ontology annotation, biological process: maturation of SSU-rRNA from tricistronic rRNA transcript (SSU-rRNA, 5.8S rRNA, LSU-rRNA). The transcript is spliced from 5 exons. The record is from RefSeq and is a predicted model, not a curated record. Gene Ontology annotation, cellular component: small-subunit processome; nucleolus. Bases 1 to 2217 code for a protein of 738 amino acids.